Trichoplusia ni (cabbage looper) is the source of this 589-nucleotide messenger RNA. Its product is annotated as thioredoxin-related transmembrane protein 1-like. The record is from RefSeq and is a predicted model, not a curated record. Bases 32 to 574 code for a protein of 180 amino acids. The transcript is spliced from 3 exons. NCBI's taxonomy places the organism in Eukaryota, Metazoa, Arthropoda, Insecta, Lepidoptera, Noctuidae.
GCGCAUUGGCAACAUUGCAUCAAAAUCAAACAUGGCGCGCGUACACACGGUUCCGCAAUUUUUACAUUUUUUCCUUUAUUUCUCAUUUGUAUUAUGUUGUUUUACUAGUUUUGUGAGUGCCAAUCGCGAGUUAGAUGAAGACAAUUGGAAGGAAAUUCUUGAAGGAGAAUGGAUGGUCGAGUUUUACGCGCCAUGGUGCCCAGCCUGCAAGGACCUGUCGCCUGCUUGGAGGGAGCUGUCCACCCGCGCUACCCGCAAGGCCCUGGGCGUGAGGACAGCUGGUGUCGACGUCACCAAGUCGCCAGGGCUCAGCGGUAGAUUCGUCGUCACAGCUCUGCCAACUAUAUUCCAUGUGAUCGACGGCGAGUUCCGUCAGUACAAGGGUCCCCGCGACGUGGACUCGAUGCUGGGCUACGUGGAGGAGGCGCGCUGGAAGCAGACGGAGCCCGUGCCCGCGUGGAAGGCGCCGCACUCCAUACAGAUGACGCUCGUCGCAGAGUUCUUCAAGCUCAGCCAGGCGCUCAGGGUCAGUAGCACUUGCUGUCACAUGUUCAAGGACUGUGGAUGUGGAUAAAAUGCAGCUAUGACA